This is a messenger RNA of Tachysurus fulvidraco (yellow catfish), 1421 nucleotides long. RefSeq names its product catenin alpha-2-like. Gene Ontology annotation, cellular component: catenin complex; adherens junction. Gene Ontology annotation, molecular function: actin filament binding; beta-catenin binding; cadherin binding. Gene Ontology annotation, biological process: cell-cell adhesion; cell migration. The coding region runs from base 369 to 1406 and encodes 345 amino acids. Lineage: Eukaryota; Metazoa; Chordata; Actinopteri; Siluriformes; Bagridae. The transcript is spliced from 6 exons. The record is from RefSeq and is a predicted model, not a curated record.
AUUGUGAUGCCGCACCGCGCAUGCGUGUAACUCUCCAUCACUCCUCCCUCAUCCGCGCGGCCUUGGUUUAGUUUCCCUGAGCGUGAGCGCGCACCGUGCACGCGCUCUCGGCACCUGCUUUUCUGUAGAAGGGUGUCAUUAUUUGGCAGGGAGCGGCACCAGAGACACGAGCAGUGCGUUUCCUCCCUGAGAACGACAACGGCGUGGAUUCGUGUUGUAUCCUGAGCAGCAGCUCACAGGAGGAGGAUUUUCUUCCGUGCUUCCGGCGUGUUGCUGUUCCCUGGAGGACUGUCUCUUUUUUACUAUUUCUUUCUUUCUGUCUUCUCUAUUUCGAAAGGAACAAACGCGCUCUCAUCUCCUAAGUAAUCAUGACAAGCGCAACGUCCCCCAUCCUGCUGAAAUGGGACCCGAAGAGUCUGGAGAUCCGCACUCUGACCGUGGAGAGGCUGCUGGAGCCGCUGGUCACACAGGUGACCACGCUGGUGAACACCAGUAACAAAGGACCGUCCAGUAAGAAGAAGGGUCGCUCCAAGAAGGCCCACGUCCUGGCCAUGUCUGUAGAGCAGGCCACGCAGAACUUCCUGGAAAAGGGCGAGCAGAUCGCCAAGGACAGUCAGGACCUGACGGAGGAGCUGAUCACUGCUGUGGAGGAGGUCAGGAAACAAGGUGAGCGCUCAUUUCCAAAGGACUCGUCAUCCCAACAGCACAAAGCGUUCUUCCUCUUUAGGCCCAUUACGUCUCGCUCCUCACAUUUCUGCUCAAAAAUUAAAUUAAGGCUGGAUUACUGCGCCGUGCAGAUCAGCGCUACGUCACAACAGACACCUUCACACAGAACCUUCUCCUCUUCUCAGGAUCACAUUAAAGGUUUCGGCUUUAAUUCAACUCACAAUGAGCUGAAGGAUCCUCAGUGUCGGGACGAGAUGGCGGCGGCUCGUGGAGCUCUGAAGAAAAACGCCACCAUGCUGUACACGGCGUCUCAGGCUUUCCUGCGCCACCCAGACGUCGCAGCCACCCGCGCGAACCGAGACUACGUCUUCAAACAGGUGCAGGAAGCCAUCGGGGGAAUCUCCAGCGCCGCCCAGGCCACGUCCCCCACAGAGGAGAAGCACGGACACGCCGGCAUCGGAGAGCUCGCCGCCGCCCUCAACGAGUUCGACAAUAAAAUCAUUCUGGACCCCCUGACAUUCAGCGAGGCUCGUUUCAGACCUUCGCUGGAGGAGCGUCUGGAGAGCAUCAUCAGCGGCGCCGCCCUCAUGGCCGACUCGUCGUGUACGCGUGACGACCGUCGAGAACGCAUCGUGGCCGAGUGCAACGCUGUGCGCCAAGCGCUACAGGAUCUGCUCAGCGAGUACAUGAACAACGUGAGUGCGAUUCUUCUGUUUGCUGAGAUCAGACACGUUAUAUAACAGUAAAUCAAUUCU